AGUAGCCCAACCAUAUCAGGCUUCGAGCUAUCUCUCUUCUCCUCUCUUUCACUUCUGUUUUUCUUAUUGUUUCGCUAUUUUGGUGAAGAAUAAUAGCGAAGAGGGGCUUCUGUCGAAUCUCUGUUUCUCUAGGGUUUGUUCGAAUCAAGAACUCUGGCGCGAGAUCCAGGUUUUUAGUUGGAUCUGGUGAAGGAUAAACCUCCUUAGUAGGGUUUUGUUGCACAUUGUAUUUCAGCGUCGAUGCACUAAUUUAGUUUCGAUUCGAUCUAGGGUUUUCACUUGGGGGUUUUUGCUCGAAGGAGCUUAGGUUGUUUCCUAGUAAGUAUUUAUUUUUGUUCUUUUCGGUGCUAUAAUUUCUUGAAUCAUUUUGAGGAUUUUUUUUAUUCCGUUGAAAGUUUCCGGGCGAUAGGGAAAGAUUAUUAUUUUUGGUGGGAAUAUCUGGUCUUAUUAUAGGUUUAGUCGAUUGUAUUUUAGGCUUUUGGGAGGGUUACUAUGCUUCAUUCAGUGAACUCGGGAUUCUCAGGCUUUUGUUAGAGCAACAUUUAGAGUUAUUUCGCCAUUGGAGAUGCUGAGUUUGUAUUAUCGACACCAUUAAAUUGUAGUUUUCAAUUUUUUUGUCCCUCCAUAUUAUUUUUAGGAGGGUUACAUAGUGCAUUGAGGCUUUUUGGUUAAACUCCAAAUACAUUGCAGGAAAAAAAAAAGGAUCAUUAUGUGGAAAGAAAAGGAACCGGUGCUGCUGUUGAGUUGAAAUUAUUGUUCUAUUUACCUCAUUCCUGAAAAUUCUAAAAAUUUUGAAAAAUGGAUCCUUUAGAGAAAUCAAAGCUAAUUAUGUUGUGAACCACAAGCUGAGCAUUUUCAUGAUAUUGCACCUUUUGGAUAUCCAGAUAUUUUGAAAGUGAAGCUGUGGAAUAAAAAUUAAUCGCGAAGUUGACAUGUGCAGUUAUUGGGACUUAAUCUUAUGGCACCAACUGUUCCUAUAGAGUUUAUUGGACAGAAGGAAUCAAGGAAGUGUUGGCUUUCACAACCAAUGGGGAAAUCAAGGAAAUACUCUAAAGGGCAUUCCUCUGGUUUUAUUCCAGAUUACCGGCAUGCUGUUGAGACUGUGGGUGAAUCAGAGGGGUUUGGAAGUUCUGGGCGAGUUGAAACUGAGUUGACAGCAUCAGAAGAUUCCUUUGCUCCCAAGAGAAAAUGUAUGAGUCUGAACCUAGAUGGUUAUGAUAGUUUUGGUGUCCCAAUGCAAGUCUUUUCAUUGUCAAAGAUGUCAAGGUCAGAGAGGAAGGAUUUAGAGUUUAGGUUGAAAGGGGAACUUGAUCGGGUCAGGGUCCUCCAAAGGAAAGUGGAUUUUUUGAGUUCAAAUGCAGUUGUAUUGUCGCCUUCUAGUGAUAUUAGAAGUUGCAGUGAUGGUCACAGGAGGCCUCCGCUAGAGGGCGUGAAUAAUUCUUUGGAAGUAUCAGCUUCACAGAGCAGGAAACGAGCUCCACCUGGACGUAAUGGAGCCCAAACAAAAAAGACUACGCAUAGGCGUCCUGAACCAGCAAAGCCAGGUGCACCAGUGAUUACUUCUAAUACUAUGUUGAUGAAACAGUGUGAAACCUUGCUUAACCGUCUAAUGGCACAUCAGUUUGGUUGGGUUUUCAAUACACCAGUUGAUGUGGUGAAGUUGAAUAUUCCAGAUUAUUUCACUGUCAUUAAAAAUCCAAUGGAUUUGGGCACAGUGAAGAGCAAGAUUGCUUCAGGUGCAUAUUCAAGUCCACUGGAUUUUGCUGCAGAUGUGCGAUUAACUUUCUCAAAUGCAAUGAAGUACAACCCCCCAGGCAAUGAUGUCCAUUUUAUGGCAGAGGCACUAAGUAAAUAUUUUGAAGUGAGAUGGAAAGCUAUAGAGAAGAAGCUUCUGGUGACCAUUAAUGUGGAGUCGAUGCCUCAGAGAACUCAUGUUGCUAUGGAAACAGAAAUAAAUAUUGGUACACGUCCUGCCAAAAAGAAGAAAAUUGCACCAAAUGACAAUAAGGUCAAGUCUGAACCUACUAGGCGGAUAAUGACUGACGAGGAGAAGCACAAGUUGAGCACUGAAUUGGAAGCAUUGCUAGGUGAAUUGCCUGAUAGCAUUAUUGACUUUCUAAAAGAGAAUAGUCAUAGUGCUGACCAGACAGGUGAAGAUGAAAUUGAGAUUGACAUUGAUGCUCUUAGUGAUGAUACACUGUUUAAAUUGCGGAAGCUCCUGGAUGAUUAUUUACUGGAGAAACGGAAAAACCAGGCCAAAGCAGAAGCAUGCGAAAUGGAGCUGCUUAAUGAGUCUGGAUUUAGCAAUUCAUCAUUGCAACCUUGCAAAGUUGAUGAAGAUGUAGAUAUUGUGGGUGGAAAUGAUCCUGCUAUUUCAAGUUACCCUGCAGUAGAGAUAGAAAAAGAUGCAGCCCAAAAGAGCAGUAAAUGCAGUAGUUCAAGUAGUUCUAGUAGUGAAUCUGGUUCGUCUUCUGGUGAUUCAGAUUCAGGUAGUUCAUCUGGCAGUGAAUCUGAUGCAGCUAAAGCUUCCAUUGCUUGUGCUCUGACCAAGGAAGUUGUGGGAUCUGGAGAAAAUUUAGACCAAAAGAGAAGUGGAGUGGAUGAUCCAGAAAUUGGAAAUAAGUCUGCAAAUGGAAUGGCCAAUAUAGAUCCAAGUUUGCGAGGUAAGCCAGUUACUGCUGAGACAGAUGGCCAGCAAGAGGGGGAGAGUGCUCCACCUGAGAGACAAGUCUCCCCGGAUAAGCUAUAUCGAGCAGCUUUAUUAAGGAACCGUUUUGCAGACACCAUACUAAGAGCUCGAGAAAAGGCACUUGAAAAGGGUGAAAAGUUGGAUCCUGAGAAAUUGCGGGUGGAGAGGGAGGAACUUGAGCGGCGGCAAAAAGAAGAAAAGGCUCGUAUGCAAGCUGAGGCUAAGGCUGCUGAAGAAGCUCGAAAGAAAGCUGAAGCUGAAGCAGCAAAUGAAGCAAGAAGGAAGAGGGAACUGGAAAGAGAAGCUGCACGUCAAGCAUUGCAACAGAUGGAAAAGACUGUUGAUAUUAAUGAGAACAGUCAGUUUAUGGAAGAUCUUGAAAUGCUAAGGACUGCACAUGAUGAAGAGUCACCGAGUUUCAUGGAGGAGACAAGCCCUGAUUUCAUGCUUCAAGGGAGUAUUAACCCACUGGAACAACUAGGACUAUACAUGAAGAAAGAUGAUGAGGAGGAAGAAGUUGAACCACCACAAAGUCUUCCGGUGCUGGAGAAAGAUGUUGAGGAAGGAGAAAUCGAUUGAUUUGAGGCUUUUGUAUAUAAUAUUAUUCAGUCAAUACAAGGAUUUUACAAAAUGGCUUUCCUGAAAGCUAUGGGUGUGCUGUGCAUUUAUGGUCUUCCAUCUCUUCCAUGGUUGAGUUUUCUUGGGAAGAUUAUGCUGUGACCUGGUCCCAACACACAACGGUUGCCGAAUCUUAUGAAAGUAAUGGAACUAAGGAGAAACACGAUCAGCAGUAUGGAUUCGCUGUGGAAAAGUGGUCAGAGUCUGGGAUAUGAUUAGCCAUGCGGGUGAUUGUUGUGGUGGGGGCUUAGGAAGGGGGGGAUUCGGAUUUUGCUUUGUGGUUUGUAAAAAAUGGAAAUGUUAGUUUGUAUGGAACGAUGCACUUUUUAUCUGGCAUCUUAGUAGAAGAGUAGAGGAGACGCAUUAAUUCUAUUUGGUGUUUGAGUCGGUGGAUCGGGAAGAAGGGUGUAAGUUGUAACGGCAAUUGUAGGCAGGAGAGUAAAUCUAGAAAUUGUAAUAUAGUCGAGAGUUGAGACACAAGGAAAAUGGCAUUCAUUUCAUUUUUUUUCUUUCGUUUUUCUUGUGCGAAAGCAUGUCUCCUUCCAGUUUAAUCUGUAGCGUCAAGAAACUGUAAAAUGGUACGGAGGUUCUUUA
Molecule: messenger RNA, 3901 nt
Organism: Manihot esculenta (cassava)
Lineage: Eukaryota; Viridiplantae; Streptophyta; Magnoliopsida; Malpighiales; Euphorbiaceae
Product: transcription factor GTE10
Exons: 10
Coding region: 959-3268 (769 amino acids)
Molecular function (GO): protein binding
Source: RefSeq, a predicted model, not a curated record